Messenger RNA from Abrus precatorius (Indian licorice), 861 nucleotides. RefSeq names its product ATP synthase subunit d, mitochondrial. NCBI's taxonomy places the organism in Eukaryota, Viridiplantae, Streptophyta, Magnoliopsida, Fabales, Fabaceae. The record is from RefSeq and is a predicted model, not a curated record. Gene Ontology annotation, biological process: proton motive force-driven ATP synthesis. The coding region runs from base 78 to 584 and encodes 168 amino acids. The transcript has 5 exons. Gene Ontology annotation, molecular function: proton transmembrane transporter activity.
GAUAGCAGCCAGAUGAGAGUGAAAGGGAGCAGAGAGCAUCAGAAUAGCGUUUGGGAGAAGAGAAAAUCGCAGGGAAAAUGAGCGGAACGGUGAAGAAAGUUACCGAUGUGGCCUUCAAGGCGGGGAAGAACAUCGAUUGGGAAGGAAUGGCGAAGCUUCUCGUCUCCGACGAGGCUCGCAGAGAAUUUUCGAAUCUCCGUCGCGCUUUCGACGAGGUUAACUCCCAACUCCAAACCAAGUUCAGCCAGGAGCCUGAGCCCAUAGACUGGGAUUACUAUAGAAAAGGAAUCGGCACUCGUUUGGUGGACAUGUACAAGGAGCAUUAUGAGAGCAUAGAGAUCCCCAAGUUUGUUGACACAGUAACACCUCAAUAUAAAGCUAAAUUUGACACACUAUUGGUUGAGCUUCAAGAAGCAGAGGAGAAAUCCCUAAAGGAGUCCGAGCGUUUGGAAAAGGAAAUUGCUGAAGUACAAGAGUUGAAGAAAAAGCUUAGUACCAUGACGGCAGAUGAAUACUUUGCCAAGCAUCCUGAGCUGAAGAAGAAGUUUGAUGAUGAGAUCAGGAAUGAUAACUGGGGCUAUUGAUUUUCAAAACUUCGAAGUGUAGCAAAACAUCAGAAAUUGAUGUUUUCCUUGCUGGUUCAAUAAUAAUAACUACAUUGAUUUCUUUGUAACUCGGUUCUCUUUCAGUUUAAAGGUUAUUAUAUGUCGAGUGUUGAAAUUUUUUGUGGUACUGUAGUUAAUCACCCUAGACAUAUCCUGAAAACUCGGCUGUUCAACAUACUGCUGUCGUAUGGUUUCAGUUCAGACACAAUUUCGAGAAAAUGCUUUUUUGCAGCUUCCUUAAUAAAUUAUUUUACCU